Molecule: messenger RNA, 7135 nt
Organism: Porites lobata
Lineage: Eukaryota; Metazoa; Cnidaria; Anthozoa; Scleractinia; Poritidae
Source: the annotation of a GenBank genome assembly
CAGGACGCAGAAGAAGAGGUCACUCCACACUGUGUCUUCUGGGAUUUUAUGUUGAAGUACGUUUAAAAACAAACCUUGUUUUUUGUCGUUGACCCCAUCUCUUUAUCGCAUAAAACCACCCUCACAGUACAACCAUACAGCCUCAGACCACUAAGAUAUUCUAAUAGUGCACCUAUGUUCUUAACCCUUUUGUUGCUGCACCCGAAGAAGAGAAACUUUCUGAUUAUUACUAUAUGUAUUCUAAAUAGUCUUUCUCUAUUUUAUCUCAAUUAUUGUAGAUCCGACGUAAAUGGGAGUUGGUCUAAGAGAGGAUGCUCGUUGGUCAAAAAAAUCGACAAUGAAAUAACGUGUUCUUGUAAUCACCUUACAAACUUUGCUGUUCUUAUGCAAAUUGGAAGCAAUGAGGUUAGGGAUAGAAUAGGCCAGCAGAUGACUUUGGCUUUUCAUUUGUCUUUGAACCUGAAUGACAGGACGCAAGCAAGUUCGUAAACUGACCUACGAGGCCAGUAACUCUGUAAAUGAUUUGAUGCCUUCGACUCGAUCGCGGACUGAAGUAACUUGUAGUAGGCGUGCAGUUAUAAAAUCUAACAGUGAUUAAUUGUUCGACGUCAUUGCAAGAGUGAUGCGUUUGUCGAAAACGAUUUUUAGUAAUACCUGAGAAAAUAUUGACGGCUCCAGUGAGACGUUUUUCCUGCCAGGGAAAAAAAAUAAAAUCACAUGAGACUAAUUCCGAUUUAUUAAAAUCCCUACUUGGCUCCGACGCUUAGGGGAAUAAAUCAAAACAAAUCAUCUUUAGGCUCAGCAAUGAAUAAUACAUUCAUUUUAUGUUCAUUCCUUUAAGCGACGUGGGCAAGUAUGAAUUUCAAUACAUUGAAAUUGAUCUAUCGGGCAGAUGAACUUAAUUUAUUUAACAGUAAGUAAGUUCGUAUGUACGUAUAUAUAAUAUUAUUAUAUUAUUAUCAUUGAAUUAUGAUUAAAACUAGAUUAGAAUUGACUAACAUGUAGUUUCAUUUAUUAAAGAAAUAAGAAAAUUUAGAAAAUUUACUGGAGCAAAUCAAGUAUUACUUUUUGGCCACAAUAACAUGCACAUGAUGUAUUUCAUUUUCAAAGGUUCCUUCAGGCCAUAAAGACGCGUUGGAAGUAAUCACUUACGUUGGCUGUGCCUUGUCGCUAGUAGGAGAAGCACUUGCAAUUGUUGCGUACUGGAUUCUCAUGUGAGUUUUCUUUUUCUAUGCCUAUGCAUAAUAUGACAGGCUGUAAUCUUUUGGAAAUGAGUCAUUUCAAAAUGGCCAUGCUAUUUUUACCUUGCCUUGUUAUUUUGUCAGGAAUUUAAAAGAGGAGCAGAUUCAAAUUCGCUUCAACCUCGUCGUUGCCAUAGCAAUCGCCCAAAUCACCUUCCUUGCUGGAAUUGAAGCAUCAGCUUUAGAGGUACCUGUUCAGCCUUGGUCGGUCUUUCAUGUUGGCUAUAGGAGAGUUUUGAGUCCAACUUUCUGCUACAGUAAUAAAUUCCACUUCCACUACAUAAAUACAGUAUCACAAAGAUAUUCUAGUUGGGGCAGAAGUUAGAAUCCUGUUACUAUUAUAACCAAUUUGAAUAUUUGCCAAAUUUAAGCCCAGUGGUGAGGAAAAAAACAAAGAAAUUGCGACGUCGCACUCUUCCAUGAAAUUUGCCAUAAUUUGAGCCAUGACAGUGUUUAAAAUUCUUUCAAAAGGAAAUCGUUAUGCCUUUUUUUUCUGUUGAAUUUCCACAGGGACUGUGUAUCUUUGUGGCGGGUCUGAUUCAUUACUUCUACCUUGUGGCAUUCGCCUGGAUGUUGUUUGAGGGUGUUUACCUGUAUCUGAUGGUGGUAAAAGUAUUUAAUACAGAGAUCAAAAUGCGCCUUUUCUAUUCAGUGGCCUGGGGUAAGUACCGAACUGAUCUGAACUGAAUGAAGUAUUGUUAUGGAAGCAUUGAAAAUAGAAACAAUAGGCAGGUGAUGACUUACGUCACUCGAGUGUCAGCUAUUGAAGACAGAAUGUUGUGGAAUUUAGCAUGCCUUCUCUUUUUGUUUGUUCUUAGACUGAAUUAAAAAUCGUUUCCUUUUAAAACGUGAGACAUGAUGUGAAAUAAUUUUGGUUCAAUAAACGCUUAACUUCUUAAUAUAUAUCUAGCCGGAUUUUUGAAAACGUUAUCGCCAAAUAGACCUCUUCCGUCCAACAGUUUUUUUUUUCGGCCAAAAAAAGUAUCCAUUAUAAAAACUAAGAGUGCAACCAUUGUUUUUUCUCUUCUCGUCCUUUCUCCCUCCUCGCUCUUACUUUUUGUCCCUUCCUUUUCCUUCGUUGGUGUGAUUUUGGAGCUUAUCGGCCUUAAAAAACCUGCGUUUUGACAGCUUUUCACUCAAAUGACAGCAGAUUUCGUUAGGUUGGUUUUAAAAAAAUCGGCUAGAUAUAUAUAUAUAAUAUAUAUAUAUAUAUUUCAAACAAAAUGCGGUAGUUUUCUUAUCCGAUUUUGCCAUACGUGCAAGUUGUAAUAUGCUGCCAGAAAGACUGAUAUCUCAUGACCUGAGCGCGCAAAACAACCGACAUUUCGCGACGCCAUCCGACUGGUUUCCAGGCGAAAUGACAUCUAAGCAACGAGCGCAGAAACUCCAUACUGCUGACACGUCACUACCAAGAUCUGGAUAGUGCUUCUGAUUGGUUGAAAAUUUACUUUAUCCAAUCAGACGCACUACCCAGAUCUUGGUAGUGACAUGUCAUCAGUAUGGAAUUUCUGCGCUCUUUGCUCAGGCGUCAUUUCGCGUGGAAACCAGUCGGAUGGCGUCGCGAAAUGUCGGCUGUUCUCUGAGGCUUGUUAUCUCAUCAUACCGAAAGGAAAGGGAAAUUUUGUCAAGUUCCCCGCCCAAAAACAAUUUGGGAUACGUGAUAGGGUACAGUUAGAAAACUAUGAGUAUUUAUGGAAAUUUUCUAGGUACACCUUUUUCUUUUGCUAUUAUAUAGAAAUUGUCACGACAUUAAAACCUUUCUUCAGAAUAAACUGGAGGCAAUUUUUCAGCCGGUCUUAGAGUGCAUAAUACUUCGUCAUUUUUGUCGUAUUUCAGGCCUUCCUCUUUUGAUUGUGUUGCUAUCGAUGCUGAUUGCCUCUACUCAAGAUGGUGGAAUACAUGGAUAUGUUCAUGGCGACUUGUAAGUAAACAAGGCGCUUUCUUUGACAAACAUAAUUUAGAUACGUUUGGCCACAGUAAACAAGCACUUUUAGCAAUUAUUGGAUUCGGCUUCCGUACGGCCUAAAGAAUCAUGCAGAUCGCGAUCGAGAAGGUAUUUAUCUCACGCGGCUAAAGGUCAAGGCGGAUAACACCCUUCAAGAUCUCCAUAAGUUUUUAGAUCAUAAGAAAGCCGAAUCCGUUUUUUUUAAUUAAUUAUUCAUUCAAAAUAAUUCUCAAUUUCAACAUGCUAAUACCUCGAUCGAGGUUAAGUUCCAGUCAUCAUUUGUCUCUUCCUUGGAAAAUUCAGGAUAUAUGACAAUUAUUCACCGAAGUGGAGUUGGCUAGUAGUGCAAAUUUACCGGGGCCGUGAAGCGGCGAGGUAAAUAGCCACUACUAGCCACCAACACUGAGGUGAAUAAUUGCUUUAGUACAUACUAAAACAGUGAGAUAAUUGAGCACAAAAAGGAUGAUUUUUAACUCAUUUACUGUUGCCAACGAUUACAAUUUUGGCGCGCGAUGACCGAACGGCCGCGGUCGUCGCUUUUUCUUGGCGACAAAUAAAACUUUUGAAGGCGUUUGUUUAGCUCUUGCGGGGAAGUUUCUUCAAAAGGAGUUGUGAAUUCUUUUUGUAUUUAAAAUCAUUCUGUAAAAAAGAUUAUUAAAUUUAGUUUUAAGCUUAUUUAUGAACAAGUCAACUAAAUAAAGUAACGCAAGACUUAAGCUUAAUUUGUAUUUGUAAACAAAAAACUUUUUCACCGGUUUUAUCGAUAAAUUCAAGUCAAAACGGACAAAGCUUUAUCUGUUAAAACUUCCAAACCGAACUACGUCAACUUCUUCAUGUAUUUUGAGAAUAGCUUGCUUCAUUAGUUGUGAAAUUUCUUAGUCUGUUACGGCAGCAAACCGGAAAGGCAUUUUGCUCGCAACUUACGUGAGUUUGGCGUCGCUCGCUCGGAGGAACUGGAGGUGAAUCAGUGAACAGUGCAGGAUAUUCACUGAUUGAGUAGCCAAUCAGAGCGCGCGAAAAACACUAUCCACUGUUUUAGUAUAUACUAAAAAGGGAUGUUUAGUCUUCCUGAUAGUCCUCAAAUCUCAACUGUCAUCCGUUGAGUUGUUAAUUUGCUGUUCCUCCUUUGAUCAUUAAGUUCAGCUACUUCUUCGCAAAACAUGUGAGCUGACGCAACAUCAUCCCCAGGGCUUCUCGAUUGCUGUCCUUUUCUUUUGUAAAAGCCUUUUCUAUUGAUGUCAUUUUACCGAAUAUUAGAAACAUCUUCCAAAUUUUGUUGGUGAACAGUAGCUGGUUAUGAGGAAUUAGCCGGUGGAUUUGAGCCAAUCAGAAACGGAUGAUUAGUUUGAAUGUAUAAUAAUAACAAGAUUUCUCAUGCCCAGCAUUUAUAACGCUGUUCCAGGAUAUGGAUACUAAAGGCAAGAACAUGGAAUCGGCAACACGUCAUAGCGAAGACUUCAUAUAAUGUAUAAUUUUGGCCUAGCUUCUUUUGAUAUAUAGCAAUAUAAAUACUUUUAUUGAUAUUUUAACAGCUCUUACGCAGUUUUUGACAACGACUUAUUUAUUGGAAUUAAAUUCUACUGGUUUAAAAAAAAACCAACAAAAUGUGUUUUCCUAUCUUCUCUAAUAUAGCUGCUGGGUUUCCUUCACCAAUAACCUCAUAUGGACCUUUGUUACUCCAGUUCUCGUUGUUUGUUCGGUGAGUUACCAGAAACAUAAAAUACUAUCUCACCCAACUGCAUUAUGAAGUAAUUAUGUUACUUCGUCAUUUUGAAGAACUUAGCUCGUGAUCAAAUUGUCAAAUCAAAGAAACUCCGAAAGUUUUCAGUGAUAGAUUAAUCUGUCAUUUCAUUGUUUAAUUGAAGUCUCUUCCUUUCGUUUCUCAUCAAACAGAUAAAUACAGUUCUCCUUGGAAGAGUGGUUAACGAAAUCGUUAAGAUGCAGAGCGGGAAAACCUCGGAACUAGAAAAAGUUCGACAAGGUGUUAAGGCAUGCGCAGUUUUGUUUCCUCUUCUGGGACUGACCUGGGUGUUUGGUAUUCUAAGCGUCACAGACGCUGGACUCGUGUUUCAGUACAUCUUUACCAUUCUCAACUCAUUACAGGUGUUGCAAUUUUUCUAUUCACGUUAUUAUACAACGUCUCACUUCCAGGAAAGUGAAAAAAUUACGUAAUGAUAUCCCGAUCUUGUCAAUUGGACCAGAGUGGCAGACACUUGUUGAUAUAUUAUCGCAGACCUGACUUCUUUGUCAUCAAAGAUGGGCGAGGGAGGGAAUUCUGCCUGCCUACCCGACACGUAGUUGCUAGCUUAUUGCAGACAGGCGUAGAUAAAACUUGUAGGUGCGGUUAUAACUAAGAGAAAACGUUAAUCACAUGACGCAACGCCGUUUGUGUAACGUGGGAUAUACGUCAAGGCAAAAACUGCUUAGAUCUGCCAUCUUGAAUAACUGGACCAAAAUUGCUUUAAUGCGAUAUGAAAAUAUCUAAUAUUAUUAAAAACUGAAUCAUUGGAUAAUGCAAUUCUAGCAUUUUGUUUGGCUUAGCCGUUAUGGUAUAUGAGUUAUUAUACCAUGCUCUCCAUAUAUGGUCGGUGUACGCGUCAGUUUAAAAUUGGAAGCUAACUGAGAUUUUUUUUCGCGAAGGAUAGAACGGCGCCCGAAGCAAAUUGUUUUAAUUCAUUUCUUAGAAUACUAGAAAUGCAAUUUCAUCGAGAGAAAAAAGACAAAAACAAACAAAAAAGCCACAAGAGCUUGUUUGAAAGUUUGUCGAAAAACACAUGAAAACACAUGGAACUAAAGUACCUUGACCAGCUACAAAAGAAGACAAGUGCUGUUUCUUAAUGAUCGCGAAGCCAUUUGCCGAUCGAGUCACUCGCCGAUAGAUAACUGCGGCUUGUUUAUCCGACACCAAGAAUAUAAAUCACAAGUAACCAGAUACAAAUACAGGCUAUGCAGACAUUCACUAGAGCAAUCGAGGCGGCAGUAUAGCUUCUUUUCUCGUUCAGCAAAACCAGCUUGUGGCUUCAAACAACUUCAUAACAAGCGACCGAGGUAAUAGUUUUUCUCCGUUGUUCUUACUUUUAUAACUGCACCGAAAAUCCAAAUUCACAGUAAUUUCGACGGCUGUCACUUAGAAAUUCUUCUCCUUCACAUUAUCUGCCAGGUUUUUCAGCUGUUCUGCUGUGUAAAAUCCUAGAAUCCUGAUGAGUUUUUAAAAAACUAAUGUUCAUCGCUACAAUGUUUUGAUUUUUCAUUCAUGCAGUCCAGGCGAGUCCGUUCGCGCGUUAACAGUUUUGAUAGACAUGUGACAUGUGAAUAGCGGAAGUCCCUUGUCUUUUCCGGUUUGUUCUAGUCGGGGAGAUUCAACGAGAUUUUGUGGGCGUUUUUAAUAAAACAAUUAUUCCACUCGCGCUUGUUGGAUAUGAGAUGAUUAUAGCCAACUCGGCGCUACGCGCCUCGUUGGCUACCUAUCAUCUCAUAUCCAACGCGCCCUCGUGGAAUAAUUGUUAGAUAUAAAACAUUACUAGAAAAGAGUGCGUCGGAAAUUUUGGCCAUCAAAAUGUCUCAAGUCGCGUCAUAAUUUAUGAUUUCUGUUGCACAGUAAUGUUUCCAAGUGCCCUUUACAUUUACUUAUAAUCCAUCUGAGUUCUAAGUUGGUUUCUGCUGAUUGCUUAUUUUCCAGGGCUUGUUCAUCUUCAUACUUCACGUUCUGAGGAAUGCUGACGUGCGAGCGGCAUACUUCCGAAAAAAAAAGAAUUGGAAAGCAGCGAGAAGCAUUGGAACAUCACACUCAGCCAAUCACGAUUCAAUCGCAUUGGGGUCGAGUGACACGAGAAGUGAAGGACAAGAUUCGAGAAGCAAAUGCUACAGUACAUCGCCAAGAUCAGUUAUUGGUUAUGACAAACCAGUUGCUUUUGACCAAGACAGAUGUAUGACCCCUGUAAACACUUGA